This is a messenger RNA of Caenorhabditis angaria, 3747 nucleotides long. The record is from the annotation of a GenBank genome assembly. Lineage: Eukaryota; Metazoa; Nematoda; Chromadorea; Rhabditida; Rhabditidae.
AUGAUAGUUCUCCGCAAACUCCAACUGCUCCUUCUUAUAUUUUUGAUCAACUUGAAUUAUGUGAAUUGCUACGAUUUUCUGGUGUUCUGCCCACUUUUCGCCCACUCGCACACCACGUUUUUUGCGCAGAUUGCCGACGCGUUGACUGAUGCUGGACAUAAUGUGGUGGGUUUUUUGGGGGGAGGGCUUGAAUUUUUCGCUGAAAAUUAGGAGUUUUUUGAUUCUCAGCGGGAAAUUUUGAUCUAGAAACAUUUUGGGAAUCUAAUUUGAGCUUCAUUUAGGGUCGAAAUUUUGAAAAUUUAUUUUUAGAAUCUAAAAUUCAAAGAAUUUUGAUUUCAAAUUAACAAAAUGAAAUUUGUUAUAGAAGCGUGGCAGAAAUUCAAAAAUCUAGAAAUGAAAAAUAACAUUUAAUUUCAAAAAAAAAAAUUAAACGUGACCCAGGGAAUUCAUUUUCCAUUUUCAAGAAAAAAAAUCAUUUCAAUUUUUUUGCUGCCGCUAAAAUUAGCCACGUUGAAAAUUUCAGUCAGAAAAUUUUGGUUUCAAAUUAUCAAAAUGUAAUUUGUUAUAGAUUUUCACGUGGCAGGAAGUCAAAAAAGCUGAAAAUGAAAAAUUUAAUUUCAAAAAAAAAAUUUCCCAUUUUCAAGAAAAAAAUCAUUUCAACUUUAUUUCCUGCCGCUAAAAUUAGCCACGUUGAAAAUUUCAAAAAAAUUUUCAAUUUUCAGAAAAAUUUGGUUUUAAAUUAACGAAAUCAAAUUUGUAGAUUUCCACGUGGCAGAAAUUCAAAAAAUCUGAAAAUGAAAAAUUUAAUUUCAAAAAAAAAAAUUAAACGUGACCCAGGGAAUUCAUUUUCCAUUUUCAAGAAAAAAUCAAAUUUUCAGACAUUUUUCACCCCAACAAUUGUGCGAAAAUACGAAACUGUGAAUUAUGUGAAAUCGACAAAAAAUGUGGUUAAACUUGAGGUAAGUAAAGGUAACAUGAGCAAUGCUAAAAACAAUUUAUUUGCAAAAAAUAACAGCUCUCAAAUUCUUAUCAAAAAUCACCAAAGUAUAGGGCAUACUAAAAGUCAACAAAUCCGAAACACACAUCAACAUAUUCGUUUUCAUCGUGUUGCUCAUAUUAGGAAAAAUGAUUCCAACACUGAGUUCCCAGAAAAUCACCAUCAUGUAGAUCAAACUAUUGGCCGCUAUAAUUAUAGUCAUUCGUUUUUUGAUUUUCUCCGAAGCCAAGCUUCUUUUAGAUAUUAGGGUUUUGAGUUCUUUUAGCGUUAAAAAUCCUAAAAUAGUUAUUAGAUCGAAAUAGAUUACUGUAGAAAUAACCAGAUAACAACAAUAGAUGAAAAAUUCUGAUUCGGGAGUUUUUGCGUCGAUGAAAUAUUUGACUGUUUCAUUGUAAACUAGGGGAUAAAAUGUGAAUUUCAGGGGUAAAUUAAUAAUUAUUGAAUAGAAAAUAAUGCCCAAGUACACAAAAAUAUACCAAUUCCCCCAGAAUUUGUUGGCGUUUUCGAAUUUGAGAAGACUGUAGCGAUAGAUACAAAGAAUAAUUAUACUGACACUUUGAGUUUGGAAGAAAAAAUUGGUCGAAAAUGCGAGAUAAUCAAAAACCCAGGGUUGAUUAUAGUAGAGGCUUGCCAAAAUUUGGCCCGUGUCAGGUCUUUGGGCAAGUCGGAAAAUCCAGGAAUUCAAAUAGCACGCCAGAUUUAGGGCCAUAUCGCAUUGCACAAUUUUGUAGAAUGAGGAAUUUUUGAAUUUUGAAUUUCGGCCAAAUAGAAUAACGAGGAAUAACAUGAGCAAUGUGGAAAAUGCGCCAUAGUAGAGCCAAAUGUGCAAAAGGAGGUGCAUUUUGAGGGGGAAAUGAUGAUUUUUUGAGCUUGAAAAUUUGCCAGUAAUUAUAGGGCUUUUGCUCGUACCUGGAAAUGUGUGUCAGACUUUUGAUCUUUGAAUUUUCGAAGAAUUUUUUGAGUUACUGAAGUUUUGAACUUUUUGAACCCUCAUUAUUGCUCAUACCAGAUUUAUUUUUUGGAAAAUUGUGAUUUGAAAAAAAAUCUUCAGUGGGAUUAACAUGAAUAAUGCUCAACAAAAAAGUUUUAAUUUUAUUUUUGGAAUUUGAAUUUACAGUAAUAGUUGCAGUUCUUUACUAUACAGCUAAAAUUCUGGAAGAUUAACCUGAGCAAUGCUUCCAAAUUGUCUAUUAAAAAUUUUGAUCUACAGUAAUCUUUGUAGUUCUAGAUCUAUGUUUUUCUGCAAAUUAAAAAUGUUAGAAAAAUCUUAAACUACUUUAAUUUGAAAAAAAAAUUACAAAAAUCAACCUAAAUUCAUUUUGCAGGCUCCUGACGAGCUCGCCGAGCUUGGCAUCAAACUCGACUCCAAUGACAUCACAAAAUUCUGGACCCGCGAUUCAGAUGUCACUGAAAUUCUUCCAGUAAACUCCACACUUUUUGCUUAAAAUUCCCAAAAAUUUUUAUUUUCAGAUGAUCGAUUUGUUCCAAUCCAUGUACAAAUUGCAAUCCGAAGUUUUAUACAAAAAUUUGGAUUUUUUGGAAAAUCUGAAAAAUCGAACAAAAUUCGAUGCAAUUAUCUAUGAGACUUUUGUCUUUUCAGCUUAUCGUGAGUUCUGCUAACUUUCUGUGAAAUUAAAUGGAUUUUUUCAGCACUCAUGGAAUUCCUGGAGAUCAAAACCAGGCUCCCAGCAAUCUCACUAACUUAUGAUGUUGCAACAGCAAGAGUUAUGGGAGAAACUAUAAUGCCAAGUGUGGUUCCAGGUAGGUUGUCAAUCAAUUGAUUUCUGACGAGUGAGCUAUGACGUGGCAAUUUUAGAAAUGAUGUCACCAUUUUCGGAUAAAAUGAGUCUUCUGGAACGGAUUCUCAAUACGGCUUUGAGUCCAAUUAUUCAAAAAUAUGUGGGAGUUCCGGAAUAUUUGUCGUAUUCUAAACCUCGGAAACCGGUGGAUUAUUUGGUGAGGAAUUAGGAAAAAUUUGGAAUUUUCAGAAGUUCUAGGGAAGUUCAGAUUCCAUGACAUUUUUUUUCAAAAUUUAUCCACUUGGAUUUUCUCGCAUAACUUUUUGAAUCAAUAAAAUUCAGAUUUUGGACUUGAAUUUCACAAAAAUAAACUCGGUCAAUUUAAGGCCUAGCCUAGGCUCAUCUAGGCUUGAUUUAGGCUCAGCCAAUUAAAUAGGCCUGAUCAAUUUCUAAACUUCUGAUUUUCUGUUUUUCAAUGUUUUCUUUUUGAAAAACAAUUUUUUAGAGCAGUUCAGUUCAAAUCUGAAAUUCUGAAAUACAGCCACGUGGAUUUUCUCGCAUACAUUUUUGAAUCAAUAAAAUUCAGAUUCUGGACUUGGAAGUUUUAUAAAUCCAAGCUUAUCUAGGCUCAAUUUAGGCUCAGCCAAUUUAAUAGGCCUGAUCAAUUCUAAACUUCUGAACUUCUGAAUUGAAGUUUGUCUCAGAAUCUUGAUCUUGAUUUUUAGAGUUUUUAUUUAAAAAUUAUAUCUGGACAUCGAAAUUCUCAAACCCCUAUUCUUUCAGAGUCUAAUUCCCAAAUCACCCUUCCUCCUCAUCAACUCCAAUCCCUACAUCGAUUUCCCCCGUCCAACAAUCACAAAAACCGUCCAAAUCGGCGGAAUCUCUGUAAACCUCAAAAAACUGCGCGCCGAAAAAAUCUCCGAAAAAUGGUCGGACAUCUUGAACCUUCGUCCAAAAACCAUGCUCAUCUCAUUCGGCUCACUUCAACAACUCAGAGAAAGUAUGGCUUGA